Messenger RNA from Pogoniulus pusillus (Red-fronted tinkerbird), 1741 nucleotides. RefSeq names its product matrilin 3 (gene MATN3). Lineage: Eukaryota; Metazoa; Chordata; Aves; Piciformes; Lybiidae. The record is from RefSeq and is a predicted model, not a curated record. The transcript has 7 exons. Gene Ontology annotation, molecular function: calcium ion binding. The coding region runs from base 12 to 1427 and encodes 471 amino acids.
GGGAGAAGUGGAUGCCGCCUCCCGGUGCCAUCGCUGUUCCCCGCCCGCUGCGGCCGGCAGCUUUUAAAUGCGGACCCGCGGCCGGCGGGGCAGGAGACGACACCAUGGGGCGGGCACUCGGUACCCUCGGCUGCUUGCUGCUGCUGUUGCCGUUGCUGCCCGCCGUGCCGGGCUCCCCGCACCGCCUACGCCGGCAGCCGCGGCCGGGCGGGCGCCUCUCCGGGAGCCAGGCGGCAGACACUGCCUGCAAGAACCGUCCCCUAGACCUUGUCUUCAUCAUAGACAGUUCCCGUAGUGUCCGACCUGAGGAGUUUGAGAAAGUGAAAAUCUUUUUGUCAGAAAUGAUUGAUACUCUGGAUAUUGGUGAGACAACAACCCGUGUGGCAGUCAUGAACUAUGCUAGCACUGUCAAAGUAGAGUUUCCCCUCCGGACAUACUUUGAUAAAGCAUCUAUGAAGGAGGCAAUAUCUCACAUUGAGCCCUUGUCUGCUGGCACAAUGACUGGCCUUGCCAUCCAAACUGCCAUGGAGGAAGUCUUCACUGAGGAAAUGGGCACACGGCCAGCAAGCUUCAAUAUCCCCAAGGUAGUCAUUGUUGUGACAGAUGGACGACCACAAGACCAGGUUCAAGAUGUGGCAGCAAGUGCCCAGACAGCUGGCAUUGAGAUCUACGCAGUUGGGGUAGAUCGGGCAGACAUGCAGUCCCUGAGAACCAUGGCCAGCGAACCACUGGAUGAACAUGUCUUUUAUGUGGAGACCUAUGGUGUGAUCGAAAAGCUGACAUCCAAAUUCAGAGAGACUUUCUGUGCUGCAAAUGUGUGUGCACUUGGGACCCAUGACUGUGAGCAUGUCUGUGUGAGCAACGGCGAAUCCUACCUUUGUGAUUGCUAUGAAGGCUACGCUUUGAACUCAGAUAAGAGAACCUGCUCAGCUGUGGACAUGUGUGAACCUGGAAGGCAUGAUUGUGACCAGAUCUGCAUGAGUAACAAUGGAUCCUAUGUCUGUGAGUGCUAUGAAGGCUACACCCUGAAUCCAGAUAAGAAGACUUGCUCAGCCAUGGACAUGUGUGCACCUGGGAGGCAUGACUGUGAGCAAGUCUGUCUGAGUAAUGAUGGAUCUUACAGCUGUGACUGCUAUGAAGGGUACACUCUGAAUCCAGAUAAGACGACUUGCUCAGCUGUCGAUAUGUGUGCUCCUGGAAGGCAUGACUGUGAGCAGGUCUGCCUGAGAGAUGACCUUUUCUAUACAUGUGACUGCUACCAGGGCUACACCCUGAAUCCAGACAAGAAGACUUGCUCAAGAGCCAUAACGAGCAGUCUCAUAACAACUGAAGAGUCCUGUAAGUGUGAAGCCAUAGCUGCUCUGCAGGACUCAGUCACCUCACACCUUGAAGCUCUGUCAACAAAAUAUAUCCUUUUUCUUACAUGAUAUUCAGCUCUUCAUUGGUACUUUAGAAGUAGCAGUUUUGGCAUAAGCCAGGGAAAGCACAUCCUUCAAAGCAGCAUUUUCAUAGUGAUUUUAGAAGUGGAGCAAAAUCUUGGUUAUUGCAAAUACCACUAUGUUUUCAUUUCAUUGAAGGGCUUUAGUAUCAAGAUGCAGAUAAAACACAUACACUUACAUCUCCGAGGUUAAAUCUGCUGUGCAGAACAUGGGUUUAUUUGUAAUUCUUCCAAAUGACUUUUAUAGCAAAUGCUUAGUUUUGAGUCCUUCUAUUAUGUACCAAAAUUUUAAAGACAGCUUCA